Micropterus dolomieu (smallmouth bass) is the source of this 3466-nucleotide messenger RNA. Its product is annotated as solute carrier family 25 member 29. NCBI's taxonomy places the organism in Eukaryota, Metazoa, Chordata, Actinopteri, Centrarchiformes, Centrarchidae. Gene Ontology annotation, molecular function: high-affinity L-arginine transmembrane transporter activity. The transcript has 4 exons. The record is from RefSeq and is a predicted model, not a curated record. Gene Ontology annotation, cellular component: mitochondrion. Bases 407 to 1333 code for a protein of 308 amino acids. Gene Ontology annotation, biological process: mitochondrial L-ornithine transmembrane transport.
ACAGACAGAGGAGAGAGCGAAUACGCCACAGAUGCGUCUAGUCUGCCGGAAACAAGAAGAAGAAGAAGAAGAACAAGAAGUGGAGAGAGCGCCCGCAUUGUCUGUGAACGCCAUACAGGUUCAUGGAGGUCAGCAGAAGACUGUUGUUAAAAUAAAUAGGGGACAAGAUAAAUAACCAAAUAAUUGUCCGCAUCAGUGGAUUGUAAGGUCUUAGAGGGGAACUCUAGCUAGCCAGUGCUAGCUAACGCUAACUGAAGGUGUCAGUUAAUGUAGAGCAUUAGGUAGAUUAAACAGCUCGGGACAGUGACUGUCUGGUGGAAAACAGCGUUUCAGAGAGUCGCUGAGAGCCUCUUCACGUUAAACGUUAGCAUUUAGUCCUUCAGCCAGGUGACGUUGCAGAGUGGCGAUGGAUUUCGUUGCUGGAUGCAUCGGAGGUGCUGCUGGCGUCUUGGUUGGACACCCAUUUGACACUGUGAAGGUGAGACUCCAGGUCCAGAGGGUUGAUAAGCCUCUGUACCGUGGGACUUAUCACUGUUUCCAGUCCAUCAUACGGCAGGAGUCGGUAUUUGGUUUGUAUAAAGGCAUUGGAUCCCCCAUGAUGGGCCUUACAUUUAUCAAUGCCAUAGUGUUCGGGGUUCAGGGAAACACCAUGCGGCUCCUGGCACAUGACACCCCCAUGAACCAGUUCCUUGCUGGUGCAGCAGCAGGUGCCAUCCAGUGUGUCAUCUGCUGCCCCAUGGAGCUGGCUAAAACCCGCAUGCAAAUGCAGGGUACUGGAGAGAAGAAGUCCUCUAGAAAGCUGUACAAGAACUCCUUGGACUGUUUGGCACGCAUAUACAAUCGGGAGGGUCUACGGGGCAUAAACAGAGGCAUGGUGACCACGCUUAUCCGUGAGACACCUGGCUUCGGAGUGUAUUUCCUGGCCUAUGACGUGCUGACGCGCAGCCUUGGCUGUGAGCCAGACGACCGCUACAUGAUCCCCAAACUGCUGUUUGCCGGGGGCAUGGCUGGCAUAGCCUCCUGGCUCUCCACCUAUCCUGUGGAUGUGAUCAAAUCGCGGCUGCAGGCCGACGGGGUGGGCGGAGUUAACCAGUACAGCGGCAUCGCUGACUGUGUACGACAGAGUGUCAGGAGAGAGGGCUACAUGGUGUUCACGCGAGGCCUCACCUCCACGCUGCUACGAGCUUUCCCUGUGAACGCAGCUACCUUUGCUACCGUCACCCUGGUCCUCAUGUACGCUCGGGGGGUGGAGGAAGGACCUAAAGACUGUGAGCCCGCUCAGCCAAGCCACCAUGCACAGAUACAGCAGCAGGCCCAACCCUCCAGCCUGUGAUGACACAAGUCUCACUCUCAACUUGCGCACUUUACAAGAGCACGGAGAGACAAAAUAUACAUACACCCUACCUGCUAACCCUGCCUACCUUACUGUCAUUCCCAAUUUUUAGUCAGAAAAUAUGUGUUUUUAUAUAGACACUUGUUUUCACUUUCAUGUCAACACCAUGUAAAGGGGAUGGUGUUACCUUUAACAAUAUUAGAAGAAGAAUUUAAGCUACGAGAUUCCUGAAAGUUUUUAACAGGAGCUCUUGUUAGACACUAACAAGAGACUUGUUACUGAGCCACAGACUAGGUAGUGUAUACAGUGUGGACACUGAAAGUUGUUAUAUAUUUCUAUUACAUAUAUCUUGAAAUGUGCAGUGGUAUGUGUGUGUGUGUGUGUAUGUGUGUAUGUAUGUAUAUAUAUAUGUAUAUAUAUAUAUAUAUAUAUAUAUAAAAAUUGAUUUUGGUUUUAUUUAUUUUUGGAAUGUUGGAAAAUAUAUUUCCUGCCUUAUAAUAUGAAGCACCUGUUUGUACCUGAACUGUAUUUUCUGAAGAGCCAAUCUAGCAAGAGAGAUGCAAUGUAGCAUUUGAUAAGUGUGCAGAACUUCACUUGUGUCUGCUUUCAAACCACAAAACAUACAGCAGCUCUAAUCUGAUAAUAACCAAAGCAUUAUUAGUCCAUACAGCAAUUGUCAGGACCUAUUUUCAGCAGAAACCCACCGGUCUGAAGGGCUCUUUAGGGACGGAAAGCAAAGUGUUUGUGUGAAUCAGGAAUGUAAACGGCAUUAUGUUUUGUCUGUUUUGGUUGUCCGUUUGUGUUUUACCAAAUAAUGUGAAGUUUUAACCUUGUAACUUAGACCUGAACCAGAAGUGGAACGUGACCCUACAUGUGGCACCGCACUAAUCUGACCCUUGUUUUGUAAAUUUCAGUUAUUUAGAAAAUAUAAUAAUAAAUAGUUAUUGUAGGGUCAGAAAUGAAUGCUUAGGGCUCCCAUCAAAGGUUUGGCAAAAGUUUAAACUCAGAGGCCAACAAAUGUUGCAGUAUUUAGAAGAGCCCAACUGGAUUUUGAUUUUUAAGAUGCAUGCAGAUUUUGAUAUUUGAGGAUUUUUUUAAAAAAUGUUAAUGUGUACCAAUAGUUGAUAUACUGUAACUAAUCAGGGUUGGGGCUUUAAUAUGACUUAUUUAUUUGUUACAGCUUAUAUUAGUUUAAUAAUGUACAGGUAGGCCAUCGUUAUUCUGUGGGAAUUGUCUGUUUUCUGCAUGUGUGUGGUCAGUAUCAGUAUGAUUUUGUCUGACUGUAUUUUGUGCCUGAAAGUGAAUGUUUUUUGUUUGAUUGCUUUACAGUAAAAAAACAAAGUGUCCCCCCUACAAAAAGGCUAAUGUGUCAGUUCCCAUCAAAGCAGUAAAUCGCCAGAACAAUUUAUAAUCUUCUUUUCUGAACUCUCUCUAAAGUUGUAAAACCAGCAACAAAUCAAACUACUAUUGUGAAGUGUGUAGGAAGACUCAGUAAAAGGCUGUUGGCAAGCAGGAAGUCACAGAUGCACUAAAACCUUCAGUAUGUUGAAUGUAUCACACCUGUAUUCAUUCACAGGUAUUCUGACUAAAACUCAAAAGAGUUGAAGGACAAAGUGAUUUCUUGGAAUCCUGUUUAAAUAUAAACGUCACUAGUUUGAAUUGUUAAAUGCUGCUGAAAACCUUGAAAAUCUCCCUGGUGUAUUGCGUUUUGAUAAUGGGUGGUUUAUGACAAAUGGAAGUAGAAAAGAUAGAGGGAUAUUUAGUGUGUCUGCUUAAUCAACAAUUCCACCUCUUGAACACUGACUGUUAUCUGACUAGAUUAUGUCUGAAACUUGGUGACUGACAGCUAACAUUUAGUCCAGCUGAUGUGAAAGAUGCAAUAUGUACAGGAUGUAACUAUUCAUGUGAGAUUGUUUUGAAGUGGUAUAUAAAACAUAUAUUUUUCAGUCUAAAGUAGCUGUGUGGUACCCUGAAUGUCUGAGUUUGAUCAGUUUUUAAAGUCUCUAAUCAAUUUGUUACACUGAAGAGAUUUUAACUGAAAAACAAAGACAUGAUAUUUUUGUAACAUACUCAUAUUUGUCUGGAUGUGUCACUGAGGAUCUGUAUAAAAGGGUGAAUAAAAAUAAUUCAGCA